UAGUUGCCGGGGUUGAAACGGCCAAAGAAUACCACGGUGAAUGCUUCGGCCCAAGUGGCAGGAUGACGGCUUGCCUCCACGCCGACAUCUCCCAAGACCAUGGGAUGGGGGAAGAGAGCAUGAUGUCCUUCAUCCACGAGCACUUAAACUGCAUCCUGGAGCCAUUCACGCGAAGCGUCAAUGAUCUCCACGGGGUGGUGAACCAACUCGUCCUCCGAGCAGAGGAAGCUGCAUCCCAUGGGCAGCAGUUACAGGACCAGUCGAAAUUGCUCAAGCUGGUGCAGGCGGACAUGAGAGCAACAAAGCAGAGGCUGCUAGAUGUGAAGGAAGGCCAAGAGAAGCAAGUUCAAGAGCUGAAUGCUCAGCUGGUCUCUGUUGCCUCUGAUGCCACCGAGGCCAAAGGCCAUUGCCUCCAGCUGGACCAAGAGCAUCGCCAGAGCCGCUCCUUCCUUUGGGAUGUGCAGCAAAGCAACGCUGCCAUGGAGGUGGAGCUACGCAGACAUGCGGCGGAGCUUGCAAGCGACAAAGUGCAGCAGCAGUUGGAUGCUGCAUUGCGGGGCUUGCGCGCAGACGUGUCAAGCCUCAAUCGAGGGCAGGAGGAGGCGAUGGCAUCUUUGGGAAGUGCGCAAGAGCGUGUGGAAAAGUACAAGGACGAAUGGGACACAUUUCGAGAAAACUCUGGCUACCAAAGGCGGCAGGAGGAGAUGAGAAUGAAAGAGCUCCGGGGUGGUGUGCAAAACUUGGAGCGGGAGCUGCUGCACACGAAUGCGCAGCUCAAGGGCCAAGCAGCGCAAGCCAGGUCUACCCAUGAGGACCUGUCUACACUGAUACGGCGGCAUGAGCAAACCAUGAGGAUGCAGGUUGUACAGGAAAGGCAGCAGCAGGAGAGCAACGAGAGGCAGGCAGCCUUUGAGCAGCGCCUUGAGCUGCUGAAGGCGGAUAUUCAGAAUGUCAUGGAGAGCUUGGGGCUGACAGAAGGAGCAGCCAACUUGGUGGAGACGGUGCAAAGGUUGAAAGAGUCCUCGGCCCAACAUGAGGAUAGCUUGCAGCUGCUUUGCCAAGAAAGUUGUGACCAUGCAAAGAACAUCCAUGGCCUUCAGCUCCGAGCAGAUGCUGCAGACGAAGCGGCUGGAGCGUUGCAGGAUGAGGACAAGCGGAUUGAAGAGUCGAUGUUGCAGAGCAUCGAGAAGCUGCGCAACUCAUUCUGUGUCAACGAGCAGCGUGACCAAGAGCUGUUCCAAGAGGAAGUGCGGGCAAGAACCAAAGGGGAUGAAGAAUGCCUUGCCGAGCUGAAAGCCCAACAGAAGGAGUCCACGCGCUUGCAAGACUUGCUCAACAAGCUGGGCUUGGGCGUGGACUCGUGCACAAACAAGGUGCAGUCGCUGGAGAAGAAGCUGGCUUCAACCGAGGACCAGCUCUCCAGCUUGGGUGGCUCAAUGGACUUGACCCAGGAGUACUGGAAGGGCUUGACCAGGGGCAUCCAAGAAACGCACCGUAAGGUCGCCUCCACCGAGCGCGUGCCGCUGAAGAGCCCGCGGGCCGAAGAAACCCAGCCCCAGAGGGGCUUGGGAAGAGGAUUGCCGGCUCUGACUAAGACGGCUGGAGCUGGCAAUUGAGAUA
Effrenium voratum is the source of this 1620-nucleotide messenger RNA. NCBI's taxonomy places the organism in Eukaryota, Dinophyceae, Suessiales, Symbiodiniaceae. The record is from the annotation of a GenBank genome assembly.